CAAUCGGCUGGGCUGGACACCACAACACUCGCGAUCCCACGCAUCCUCCUGCUUUCCUGUGCUGUUCCGGGUGAUAGCUGCUGGUCGUUGCGGGCCGGCCUUCACUGACUUCCCAUUCAUCUCAUCUCACUCUCGCUCAAUCCCUCCUCCCCGUCCCAUUCCCCGGCCGACAUUCCCUCCCUCUCUCAUGCCCCGCCGGUCCUAAGCGCCAGCGCUACGCCCAGAUCUAGACGAUCCUCGCCAGUGCACGACCGCCGUGAGCUGAACCCAGCUGUUGAUAGCCUCACGGACCUCGAGGUUGGAUUCGGUUGGCAAUUGACAACAUUCAACCCCCCCAUCCCGCAUCGUUGUCUGCAGAAGGGCCGAAAAGCCAAGCUACUGGGUCAAGAUGUCGCUCUCCCCAGAUGCCCACGAUCGAUACAUUCCGAUCAUUGAUUCGAUCCUGGCCAAAAGCGAUCUAACCACAAUUUCCAUAAAGCGCAUUCGCAAAGGUCUCGAGGAUGAGAUCGGCUAUGAUCUUACCCCGCAGAAGGUCGCAAUUAGGCAGCUCAUCACGGAGCGGUUCGACAUUGUCGCGUACAGAGGGGGCGAAGAAGCCACACCCGAGACAACCGCGACUACCUCCACCACCAAUGGGCAUGGGCAAGAUCAUGAUUCGGUGACCCCUGUAGAGCCGUUGUCUCCGGCCCAAUCCUCCAUGUCCCAGAAACGCCAGGCCGACAGCGAAGAGCACUCUGACACCUCAAACAAGACUCCCCCGGCCAAGAAACAGAAACCCGACAAUGACAUUGAUGCGGACGCCCAGUUCGCUGCCAGGCUUCAGGCCGAGGAGAAUAUGCGUGCUCGCCAGACCCGCGGGGCUAGUACCCGCAGGUCCCAGCCGGUGAAGAAGAAACAGCCCACCAAAGCGAAGACGUCAAAGAAAGUCAAGGCCGAGGAUGAUUCGGACCUGGAAUCGGGCUCGGAAUCCGGGAAGAAGGUGAAUCGGUCGGGCGGUUUUCAUAAACCUCUGACUCUUUCCCCGGCACUUUCGGCUUUGCUGGACGGCGAGGUGACGCUCUCGCGGCCGCAGACAGUGAAGAGGCUCUGGCAAUAUAUCCACGAGCAUGAUCUCCAGGACCCCAGCGACCGGCGUCAGAUCCGCUGUGACGAUGCGAUGAGAGCUGUCUUCAAGCAAGAUCGUAUACAUAUGUUCACGAUGACAAAGAUUCUGAGCCAGAAUUUGUACAGUCCCGAUGAAUAACUUUGGGUAUCUAGAAGCCAUUUUUUUGCCUUCAGGACAAGGCAGUCGCAGCGAGCCAGUCGUUGCCUUACGAUUUUCCGAUUUCUACAUUUGCACAUCACUACUCAUUACACAGCAUUUGGAACCCAGGCGCUAUUGUCUUUCUUUUUAUUCCAAAGUUCUUUAUUUGUUCCCCACAUUGGUGUCCUUGCUGCACUUACUGUUACUCUCUUUGGCGAAAUAACUGCCCUAUCUUUCCUUGUGUUGACCUGCUUUUCUCUCCAGCGGGAGUUGGUGCUGCCUUGCGGACAGGCGCGAUGGAUAUUGCUACCUAGAGGUCGUAUUGAUUAUUGAGUUGGACCCAUACAGUGCAUCGCGUCAUUGCAUGAUGCAUUUCUUGUCAUCGCGGGUCACCCGUACAGUGUAGCC
This is a messenger RNA of Aspergillus sclerotioniger CBS 115572, 1651 nucleotides long. Its product is annotated as SWIB/MDM2 domain protein. Gene Ontology annotation, cellular component: RNA polymerase I upstream activating factor complex; nucleus. The transcript is spliced from 5 exons. Gene Ontology annotation, biological process: transcription initiation at RNA polymerase I promoter; nucleolar large rRNA transcription by RNA polymerase I. Gene Ontology annotation, molecular function: RNA polymerase I cis-regulatory region sequence-specific DNA binding. NCBI's taxonomy places the organism in Eukaryota, Fungi, Ascomycota, Eurotiomycetes, Eurotiales, Aspergillaceae. The record is from RefSeq and is a predicted model, not a curated record. The coding region runs from base 389 to 1243 and encodes 284 amino acids.